Rotaria sp. Silwood1 is the source of this 570-nucleotide messenger RNA. NCBI's taxonomy places the organism in Eukaryota, Metazoa, Rotifera, Eurotatoria, Philodinida, Philodinidae. The record is from the annotation of a GenBank genome assembly.
AUGAAUGGGACGGUUUCAUUAACCUCACUUAAUCAACAAAAUGGUAAUAAAAUAUGUUGUAUUUGUUUGGAAAAAACAUCAGUUGAUAUACCAAUAAUCAAUUGUGAUCAUCGAUAUGAAUUUUGUAAUGAAUGUAUAAUGCAAUGGUUUACUAUGAAAAAAUUAGAUUGUCCCAUAUGUCGAAAAGUUUGGCAAGAUAAAGCAUAUUCAGAUACAUCAAGUCAAAUUGAUAGUCAUUUAGCUGUUUCACUUGAAUCACUUUCAUCAUCAAUUAUUGAAAAUACUUAUCAACCAUCUGCAACUUAUUUUGGAAUGUUUUAUCCAACCAUAAGUACAUCAACAACAAGAGCUCGUCGACAAAUCGCAGCUUCACUUCUUAUAACUUGUGGAAAAAUGGCCGACAAUAACACAAACAUGGUAGCAAUAGCUAAUAGCAUGCUUAAUGCUGCUGACGAAGAUGAUCGAGAAGCAGCUCUCCGAGCAGCCGAAAUAUUGCGACAAGAACUCGAAAAACAAGCUUUUCUUGAGCAGCAAGCACAACAAGUGACAAACAACAAUAAUCCAACUUAA